AUCGUUAUUCGUCCCCGUCUCCCCCCCUCCUCCCUCCCUUCAUCAGGCAGAGCCGGCCUGCAGCCUCGCUCGCAUCAGCUUGCACACAGCCCACGGCGCCACCACCAGCGAGGCGGGACAGAGGGAAGGAGACACAGACCAGCCAAGUAAAAGGCAAAAGCACAGCACAUUAAAAGAGAGAGGGCGCAAGCAAGCGGCAGAGAGGAGAGAGAGAGAGAGAGAGGCGCACAGAGAGAGUGUGUGUGUGUGUGAGGGAGAGAGAGAUAGCGGCAGCAUAUAUGGCGAUGCCCUUUGCCUCCCUGUCGCCGGCAGCCGACCACCGGCCCUCCUUCAUCUUCCCCUUCUGCCGCUCCUCCCCUCUCUCCGCGGUCGGGGAGGAGGCGCAGCAGCACAUGAUGGGCGCGAGGUGGGCGGCGGCGGUGGCCAGGCCGCCGCCCUUCACGGCGGCGCAGUACGAGGAGCUGGAGCAGCAGGCGCUCAUAUACAAGUACCUCGUCGCCGGCGUGCCCGUCCCGGCGGAUCUCCUCCUCCCCAUCCGCCGUGGCCUCGACUCACUCGCCUCGCGCUUCUACCACCACCCUGUCCUUGGAUACGGUUCCUACUUCGGCAAGAAGCUGGACCCGGAGCCCGGACGGUGCCGGCGUACGGACGGCAAGAAGUGGCGGUGCUCCAAGGAGGCCGCGCCGGACUCCAAGUACUGUGAGCGACACAUGCACCGCGGCCGCAACCGUUCAAGAAAGCCUGUGGAAGCGCAGCUCGUCGCCCCCCACUCGCAGCCCCCCGCCACGGCGCCGGCCGCCGCCGUCACCUCCACCGCCUUCCAGAACCACUCGCUGUACCCGGCGAUUGCUAAUGGCGGCGGCGCCAACGGAGGCGGUGGUGGUGGUGGCGGUGGCGGCAGCGCGCCUGGCUCGUUCGCCUUGGGGUCUAAUACUCAGCUGCACAUGGACAAUGCUGCGUCUUACUCGACUGUUGCUGCUGGUGCCGGAAACAAAGAUUUCAGGUAUUCUGCUUAUGGAGUGAGACCAUUGGCAGAUGAGCACAGCCCACUCAUCACUGGAGCUAUGGAUACCUCUAUUGACAAUUCGUGGUGCUUGCUGCCUUCUCAGACCUCCACAUUUUCAGUUUCGAGCUACCCUAUGCUUGGAAAUCUGAGUGAGCUGGACCAGAACACCAUCUGCUCGCUGCCGAAGGUGGAGAGGGAGCCAUUGUCAUUCUUCGGGAGCGACUAUGUGACCGUCGACUCCGGGAAGCAGGAGAACCAGACGCUGCGCCCCUUUUUCGACGAGUGGCCAAAGGCAAGGGACUCCUGGCCUGAUCUAGCUGAUGACAACAGCCUUGCCACCUUCUCUGCCACUCAGCUCUCGAUCUCCAUUCCAAUGGCAACCUCUGACUUCUCGACCACCAGCUCACGAUCACACAACGAUGAGUGAAUAUCAUCUGGAUCCCUACGUGUCAAUGAAGCGCUGACCACCGUUUGCUGAAUUGUACGGAGUCCUGGACUGCGCCUAGUUUUCCCAAAGCAAGAACAAUACCGCAUUAAUAUGUUUAUGUAAUUUUCGAGCAAUGCUCUUCUAUGUUUUUGUUAUGUUUUAUCCUAUUGGGGAAUUGUAUGAAGUCCAAGUCGAUCAGAAUCCCCUGUACUUGAUGUCGAAACCUCAUUUUGAGUAUCAAAUCAAUCCGUGUCUCGCUCAUUUUCACUGUUAACCCAAGUUGACAAAGAUUCAAAGAACCA
Molecule: messenger RNA, 1735 nt
Organism: Oryza sativa Japonica Group (Japanese rice)
Lineage: Eukaryota; Viridiplantae; Streptophyta; Magnoliopsida; Poales; Poaceae
Source: RefSeq, a predicted model, not a curated record